Molecule: messenger RNA, 1536 nt
Organism: Lithohypha guttulata
Lineage: Eukaryota; Fungi; Ascomycota; Eurotiomycetes; Chaetothyriales; Trichomeriaceae
Gene: ICP55
Product: aminopeptidase
Exons: 1
Coding region: 1-1536 (511 amino acids)
Biological process (GO): proteolysis
Cellular component (GO): mitochondrion
Molecular function (GO): manganese ion binding; metalloaminopeptidase activity
Source: RefSeq, a predicted model, not a curated record
AUGUUCUAUGGUCGAUCCAUCUGCAGGUCCAUAGGCAGAUCGACUAGUGGUCUAUCAAGCUGUGUCUCGGUGAGUCGCAAGGCGCGCCUUCCCUGUGUAGCAGGAAGAUGGUCUUAUGCUAGAGGGGGGCAGAUCGCACAGAUUUGCAGAUCGUACGGAACAACUACCAUCCACGCUGGCGAACUCUCCUUCGGACAACCCCUUCACGAGACUCAUCCGCACCUCCUGCAACCUGGCGAACUCACACCAGGCAUAACAGCUCAGGAAUAUUAUGAUCGGCGCACUCGUCUUGCUGGGAAGCUGCCGAAAGGCGCAGUAGCAGUUGUUGCAGCCGCUGAGCUUGUCCAGCGAACCGGCAGUUGCUUCCACGAAUUUCAUCAAGAUCCAGACUUCUUGUACCUAACCGGUUUCAAUGAGCCAGAAGCGCUCGCCGUGAUAGGCAAGAGUCAGGAUGCCCAUGGCCACUUCUUCCAUCUCUACGUAAGAGAGAAAGAUCGCAAGGCCGAGAUAUGGGAGGGUAGCAGAUCCGGUACACAAGCUGCGGUGGAUGUAUUUAAUGCGGAUGAGACUGGGGACAUUUCGAGCAUAAAGACAAUCCUGCCACGAGUUCUGAGUGAUGCUACCCAAGUCUUCACGGACAUUACUCAGCCCGAUCAGGGCGUGUCCGGACUAUGGCGUUUCCUCUACGGUACUCCGAGGCGGAAGACAGACUUUUCAGAACUCAUCGAUUCGAGAAAGAUCAAGCAGCUACGACACAUUAUCAACGAGCUUCGAGCGUACAAGAGUCCUGCCGAGAUCGAGCUUAUGCACCGUGUAGGGCGAAUGUCGGGCAAAGCCCAUACAGAUGCGAUGAGACAAUCCUUUACGGGUGAAAGAGAUUUGGAUGCAUAUCUGCGCUACAAGUUUAUCACGAAUGGCUGCGACCAGAUCGCCUACGAGCCAGUCGUCGCAGGCGGCAAGAACGGCUUAGGCAUUCACUAUGUUCGUAACGAUGAUGUCCUGCACGACGACGAGAUGGUGCUCAUUGAUGCAGCUGGCAAGAAAGGGGGCUACAUUUCAGACAUUACACGAACAUGGCCCGUCAAGGGGAAGUUUUCGGCGGCGCAACGAGAUCUAUACUCUGCUGUUCUAAUUGCUCAAAAGUCGCUAGUAAGUAUGUGUCGAGCAGACGCGGAUGUCUCACUGGAUAAGCUUCACAGCAUAACCGAAAACCUGCUUACCGACAAUUUGAAACAAAUCGGAUUUGACAUGUCAGGAAAGGCAGUCGAGACGCUUUUCCCGCAUCACAUCAGUCACUAUAUAGGCAUGGACGUGCAUGAUACUGCGGGCUACUCGAGGAAGGCGAUCGUCAGGGAAGGUCACUGUAUCACUAUCGAGCCUGGCAUCUACGUGCCUGACGAAGACAGAUGGCCAAAGCAUUUCCGGAAUAUGGCUAUUCGGAUCGAGGAUAGUGUGGCUGUGGGCGAGGAGAAGCCACUCGUUCUGACAAGUGAGGCUGUAAAGGAUAUUAAAGAGAUCGAAGCAUUGCGCGAUUAG